This is a messenger RNA of Bipolaris maydis ATCC 48331, 2306 nucleotides long. RefSeq lists its product as uncharacterized. Gene Ontology annotation, biological process: regulation of DNA-templated transcription. Gene Ontology annotation, molecular function: zinc ion binding; DNA-binding transcription factor activity, RNA polymerase II-specific. NCBI's taxonomy places the organism in Eukaryota, Fungi, Ascomycota, Dothideomycetes, Pleosporales, Pleosporaceae. The record is from RefSeq and is a predicted model, not a curated record.
AUGGCUGGCUACGCGGAUCCCGACGCGCAGAUGGGCGGAGGACCAGGCCAAUACGCGAACCAGAACGGCACACCACCAGCGCCCCAACAUCAGUUGACGGAUCCCGAACUGCGACUGCAAGAGAAUUUGCAACAGCUGCGUGAAGGAGGAGACAUGAUGCAUCCGCCUGGCCCCCAGCAACCCCAGUACCAGCAGAUGGCGCACAUGGGCCCGGCCAUGGCUGCGCAUCCACACUUUCAGGGCCCGGCCCGUCCAACGCACUCUCCACAGCAAAUGGCCCAACACGUCAUGAGCCUAGAGGGCCAUCACGACCACUUCGACCCCAACGAUCCUACCCGCAAGCGUUCAAAGGUCUCACGCGCCUGCGAUGAAUGCCGUCGAAAGAAGAUUCGAUGUGACGCCACAAGUGAAAACGGCCCCGAGGCGUGCUCUAGUUGCAAGCGGACAGGAGCUCGAUGUCAGUUUAGCCGCCAGCCUAUGAAGCGUGGCCCUAGCAAAGGUUACAUCAAAGAGCUCGCAGACCGACUCAACUCGCUCGAAAGCCAAAUCCAUCACCCUCCCAACCCUACGCAUACGUUUGAUUUUGGAUCCAUGGGAGACCAGACGUUUCCAGACACACAGAGCCCACCCCAGUUCAAGCGCCAGCGCACCCAUUCCAUGACCGAGGGCUUCCACGAAGCCUUCAGCCGACCGAAUUGGACUGCUCCAGACCGGUCCAACGGCCCCAUGGAAACACACGGUUUGUCUGGUCUGGGCGAUCAAGAAACAUCGCUCAACGACAACCGCGCCACCUCGUUUGGUGAUAUGAAUUUGGGCGGAAGUCUGAUCACUGGCUCCAACGAAGAAACCCUCAAGGCCUACUAUAACAUCAUACACCCCACGUUGCCAGUCUUGCCCCACCAUGAGUCGCAAUUGAAUCGGCUUACCAACUGCCCAUCAAAGUUGCGAGAGGCUUUUUUCAUGACACUGGAAGGUUGCAUCCGUUCACUCGCUUCAAAGGCCCUGCCACCUCUCGAGAUAAAUCUCAACCAGCUGCUCCAACAAUGCUUUACUUCGGUUGACGCAGCUAGCUACUGCUUGCAUGACUCGGACAGCUCGCGCCAAUUCUACAACCACCUGGUGUACUGCCAGUCCCUGAUUCUACUUGCUGCCGCCUCUGACCGACCUGGCCCAGCUAUUGUUGGAAGCACCACAGGAUUGUUGGGCAGAAUUUCAGCCUCCAUUGCCGACGCUGGUAUCAAUGAUGCGCGGACCUUGACGACGAUCAAGGAGCAAGACCUUGAGAUGUACCACACAGCGCGACGUGUCUACUGGACUGCCCUAAUACUAGACCGAUUUCACGCUUCGAGCCGCUCCAAGGAUAUGAUGAUUCGACGGUACGGUGGGACUCUUUCCAAGGAUGAUUAUACGGCACUUGGCGAAGUCGGCUACUACCUUGCUCGUGCUGCUCAAAUCGUAGGUCGUAUAGCGUACGUGAACCGCGCAGGCAGCAUACCGAAUGUUGACUCUUCAUCUCCUUUUGCCUUUUCUGCGCUCAAACCAGGAACUGCCGAAUCAGAGUACCUCAAUGUGGUGCUGGAUGAAAUCAAGCAAUCCAUUGAUCUAACCAGCUUGACGCAAAACUCACCUCCUCAUCUAGCACAUCAGUAUCUGCGAGUGUUCAUAGCCAGGCUUUCCUUGCAACACAUUCCUUCUACAGAGGUUCUUCAUGCUACCCAAGAGCUUCUCAACAACCUGAAGAGCGGCGCAAUAACUCCAUUGCACCACAUAUUUGCCGCACUAGUAGCAACCUCGCUCACCGAACUAUCUGACCGAGUCGAGACACAAGUAGACGCACAAUCCAGCAUCAAAGAAAUGAGCGAUGCUCUAUCUAAUGGCCAGAUCAUCCAUCGCAGCUCUGACGGACUUGGCUGGGAAACCGCCAUCAGGGAUCUGCUACAUCAAAAGAAGGCUUCCACGCCCCCUUUCAACGGUCCAGAACAAGCCAGUCCUCAACUCGAACCCAACAUGGCCGGCCUUCAGCACCUCGCCGCAGCUGCAGUAGGCGAGCGUGAAGGAACCGGUGAGACGCGCCCGGGAAGCUCGUCCCAGCAAAAAGUAGACAAUGACCUUUCUGCCGCCAUGGCUGCCGCCAACGAAGCUGCCAAAGCACAGGCUCAAGCGACUGCUGCUGCAGCCCAAGAUCUGUUCCACUAAGGUUUUUAUCGUUAUGAGCAAGAAGUGGACAUUUUCUAAGCUUGACGUUCACGUCCAAUAUAUUAUACCCCCCACCCCUCAACGUUUUUUUCUCUCCUCCAAACCUCCUU